AUGGUUGAACAAACAAACGAACCGGAUGAGGAAAAUGAGAUCGAUUUGGACGGUUCCGCCAGGCCGGAACAAUCCAAGGCGAGUCCAACGUGGACAGGGUUAUUUACUCUGCCAGCUCUGUGCUUUCCGAGUUUGAUCACAAUGUGCACAGUUGAACCAGGCGGGUUCGCAGACAGACUGUGGCACAGGGCAUGUCAAACCGGUUCCGCUCCAAUCCGACCGAUUUAUCGAUUUCCGCGUGGGAUGCCAGCUGGCUUGUUUGAACGUGCCACGGUCAGACUGAACUGGCCGGAAGAAUCGAAGUUUCACUACAUGGAACACUGGAAAACCGGAGUGCAAAUGCGUCACACCACAAAACAGCUUCUCGUUCGAUUCACCGUACACCAGCCAGACGAUGCGGAUCCGUUUCUGCGUUUCGAAUUUCGCGGUCUGAUCAGGGAAAGGGAGGAGCCAUCGAUUGAAAAUGAGGUGAACCCGGAUCCGGCCGAGAUUCCAAACACAUCGGGGUCACUGGAGCAAACGGAACUACGAAAGAGUCACAAAAAAGUAAAACCGAAGUGGCACGGUUGGCCUGUCCCGGAAGAAGUACUCUGGGACUGGAUCUUACCUUUGUUGAAAGCGCUGGACGUUCUGUUGUUGGCCUAUGAAGCUAAGCGUUGUAAAGAAGCAGAUGAAUGUGGAGCAAUCAAUUCACCGGAAGUUAUCUCAAUUGGAGAAGCACUGGAUUAA
Messenger RNA from Echinostoma caproni, 729 nucleotides. The record is from the annotation of a GenBank genome assembly. NCBI's taxonomy places the organism in Eukaryota, Metazoa, Platyhelminthes, Trematoda, Plagiorchiida, Echinostomatidae.